Conger conger (European conger) is the source of this 1678-nucleotide messenger RNA. It is a transcript of the gene necab2, whose product is annotated as N-terminal EF-hand calcium binding protein 2. NCBI's taxonomy places the organism in Eukaryota, Metazoa, Chordata, Actinopteri, Anguilliformes, Congridae. The coding region runs from base 48 to 1334 and encodes 428 amino acids. The record is from RefSeq and is a predicted model, not a curated record. The transcript is spliced from 13 exons. Gene Ontology annotation, molecular function: calcium ion binding. Gene Ontology annotation, biological process: regulation of amyloid precursor protein biosynthetic process. Gene Ontology annotation, cellular component: cytoplasm.
AGGGGAAGCCCCCAUAGCGCUCAGCAUGAACGCUCCGUGGCAAAAGGAUGUGCGAGCAAGCAGCGCGCUACUGCAGGGACGGUGUCCACAAACUGCUCCACAAAGAACAACCCAAACUCCGGGCGCAGGACAGCAAAGAACAGCCCAAACCAGGAGCCCGGGACAGCGAGACAGCGACGGCUGCACAGUCCGGCAACAGCGGCGCCCAGCCGGGUGGAAUUGACGGGCUCGUCCGCUGGAUAGUUACCAAGAUGAGCGACAACAAAAGCAUCUCUUCCCGGGAAUACGCGAAGGAGGAGGCGGCAGUAGCCCAGGAGCAGUUUUUCGCCCCGGAGCCCCGAAAAGGCAUCUCCGUGAUAUUGGAUAUUUUCCGGAGGGCUGAUAAGGAUGACGACGGGAAGCUCUCUCUGGACGAGUUCCAAGCCUUCUUCUCAGACGGGACACUCAACGAGGAGGAGCUGGAGAAGCUCUUCCACACCAUCGACUCUGACAAUACCAGUAAUGUUGACACCCGAGAGCUCUGCGACUACUUCGCCAAACACAUGGGGGACUACGAGGACGUGCUGGCCUCCCUAGAGACCCUCAACCUAUCCAUCCUGAAGGCAAUGGACUUCACCAAGAAGGUCUACGAACGAGGGUCCAAUGUGGAGCAGUUUGUGACCCGCUUCCUGUUGAAGGAGUCGGCCAAUCAGAUCCAGUCCCUGCUGAACUCUGUGGAAAGCGCUGUGGAUGCCAUCGACGAACAGCACAGCCAAUCAGGGCCGUACCCCAGUAAGACCAGCCCGCGUGUGCCAGACACUCGCUACGCGCCACCGGUGCCGGACUACCCCCCCAAUAACCGGGUCAGCGCCAGAGAGAGUGUGAGGAACAUCAGCACCGCCACAGGACCCGUGGAGGUGAGGAAGGAGGGGCUUGAGGCACAGAUCAACCGCCUGGCCGAGCUGAUUGGACGGCUGGAGAACAAGACAGUCUGGUUUGAUCUUCACCAGAGGCUAACAGAGUCCGAUGGCACGGCCAGCGCAUCCCUCUAUCUGAUUCGUCAGGAGAUGGCCGUAUCCCAGAAGCACCUGGGAGAGUUCUGUGAGGCCCUGAAGCAGUACCUGAAGAAUGUCUCCGCCCAAAGAGACUGCUUCCAUGUGACUGCAGUGCGUUUGCCAGAUGGAGUCUCCUUCGUUGUGUAUGAAUUCUGGGACGGAGAAGACGAAUGGAAGCAACACCUGCAGACGGGGGCCUGUAAGGCCUUCCAGCACGUGAAGGUGGACACGCUCUGCCAGCCCGAGGCCGUCUCCACCGUCGCUGUGCCAGCUGCCUGGUGCACCCUGAACAGAGACUGAUGUGGGCAGAGCCUCUGGGAAGGUCCGCCCCCCUCUUCCCAGGCCCCACCCCCAGGCCAAGAGCCUCUCUCUCUGCAGUAGCCUAUAUUACCCUCUCCUCCUCCUCACCUCUCCUCUUCCUCCUCCUCCUCUCCUCUUUACGCCCCCUUUCCCUGCCCCCUCCCAAACCCCCUUCUCUUCCCUCUUCACUUCAUUUUCUAACAGGUCUCCAAACCUCUCUCCCCUCGUCUGUCCUAGCAUCCUGAGGCAUGGUUGGGUCCCAGGGGCCUGAUUAAGGAGUCCGAGUACAGUAAAGGAAAAAAGAUAUUAAUAAUCAAUCAAUAAGCUCCCCUCCCCCCGCACCC